Messenger RNA from Babesia microti strain RI, 1848 nucleotides. RefSeq names its product SNARE protein, putative (SYN3). The record is from RefSeq and is a predicted model, not a curated record. Lineage: Eukaryota; Apicomplexa; Aconoidasida; Piroplasmida; Babesiidae. Bases 1 to 1848 code for a protein of 615 amino acids. The transcript has 4 exons.
AUGCUGUGGCGAUUAUCCAUACCACGAAUCAGACACUUCUCCACAACAGUAUACAUAAGCAACAAAUGCCUAGAAUUGGAAAAAUUGUUCUUGCAAUGUAACGAUCCCGAACAGAUUUUAUCACUUUUGGUGACACACCGUCCUCAAUUAUUUUUGCACAAUGCAGUUAGGACUAUUGAAUUACUAGCACAAAAGUCGCACAAGAUUUACAACAAACCAUUUAUAGACAAUAAUAAAUCACACAUAUUUAAUGAAAAUGUAGGACAGCACUCCAACAACUUACUAUCAUCAGCCACUUCCAUAACUAGUCAACAUUCUACGCUUAAUGACAUUAGUAAUUGUUUACCAGAGCAAUUAUUGGAUAUUAAAACGGCAUCUCAUCCUGAGAAUAUGGAUCUAAUCCUUACUAGAUUAUCGGCUUCACCUGAAAGUCUCAAUGCAGGCUUAGAUAUAAACACUAUCGAUUGGAUCAUCAAGGAUGAAAGAUACCUAUUGUUACUGUCUGAUAUAUAUUUACAUAGGAAUAAUCUAGAUGUUGGGUCAAUUUGUAAAAUUGUCCAAUCUCUGAGACAAUUAAACCACCCUCAUUAUCCACUACUAAAUGGCUUAUUACAUCCGCUAAUCAAACAAUUAAAAUCAAGCAUAUACAAUGAAGAAUGGCACAACUUAUUUGGAUGUACUAGUGUCGAUUUGACAAUUAAAGAGCUUACUAACUGUGCAAAAAACUUUGCGCAUUUCGGUUACCGAAACACUGAAUUGUACAUUGUCAUAUCUACCCUGAUAAUGAGUACAAAACUAAGCGUUGAGAAUUUCAUGGGUCAGAUACAAAUUUAUACCCAUGUUGAUAAUUGUAGUGAAGAUAUACUACACAAAAUGUCAGAAUUUGCUAUAAAAAACCAAUUAUCACCGACACAAUUGAGCUAUGUCUCAUUUGCUAUUGCUAAACAUUCAAAAAACAGCAAUCUAUAUGACCACGUGUUUGAUAAAAUCGUAAAUACUGUUAUUCAUAAUGAGGAAGAAUUCAAAUUAGACGAUUUAUAUCGCAUAACAAUAUCUACCAUAUCUAUGAAAUUACACUAUCUGCCAUUAAUCAAAUUAACAUCUAAUAAAUUGGAAAAACAACUGAAGAUAUGCGUGAGCACUGCAUUAAAACCUCCAUUAACAAUCUCUGAAAUAUCUAUGUUGGUAGAGUCAUUAUCAUACUAUGGUAGUUGUGGACAACCUGUAAUAUCAACAACACUUACUUUUUUGGAAGAUUACAUUGAUGAUAUAACACCAUCAGAUGCACUCAGGAUUCUCAAAGCUGUAUGUUUCACGAAUUCUGAGAAUGUUAAUGGUUAUAUGCUCAAUUUUGUUUGGAGGAAAAUAGGUGCUGAUAUUUCCUGGGAAAGUUGCUCUUAUGAAAUAUUUGCAUUAUGGCUAUACCAUUUGGUUAAAUUCCCCUGGAUUACGUAUAAUAUACCUAAGAGAUGUAUAGAUGAGGGAUUACGCCAAUUGAUUAUCCAUAAUUCGGUGACAUAUGACUAUCUGGAUCAAUUAGUUUGUGAUAAUGUUCCUAAAAAUUUUAAUACUGGUCCAAAUUACAACCCACAAUCAAAUGAUUUGUCAAAUAACACCAGUGAAUUAUCUGAGUCAAAUUACCCUUUUGUUGCCUAUAUUAUGAAUGGCAAGGGACUAAUACUAGUGAACGAUUAUGCUAGGAACGAUAAACAAUUACCAGGCGGAGUGGAUUUGAUACGCGCAAUACUAUUACGGGAUAUCAUGGAUGUUAAAAUUCUUAGCGCCAGAGAUUGGGAACACUGGGGUCUAGAUCAGAAGAGGAGCACUUUGUCGAAAAUAUUUAGUUAA